Molecule: messenger RNA, 12799 nt
Organism: Paramisgurnus dabryanus
Lineage: Eukaryota; Metazoa; Chordata; Actinopteri; Cypriniformes; Cobitidae
Gene: dnah5
Product: dynein, axonemal, heavy chain 5
Biological process (GO): microtubule-based movement
Cellular component (GO): axonemal dynein complex
Molecular function (GO): dynein intermediate chain binding; ATP hydrolysis activity; minus-end-directed microtubule motor activity
Source: RefSeq, a predicted model, not a curated record
CAAAUCAGAUGAUCACCGCCUGCAAGGCCUACAUCACAAAUAACGGCUCGGCAACCGUAUGGGAUCAACCGCAGGAUGUGGUUUCUGAGAAACUCAAAGCUGCUAUUCGCUUGAAUCAGGAAUAUCAGAAAUAUUUCCAGAAAACGAAGCAGAAGUUGAAGGAGAAUCCGUCCGAGCGUCAGUUCGACUUUAGUGAGAUGUACAUCUUUGGCAAGUUUGACACGUUUCAGCGCCGGCUAAACAAAAUCCUGGACAUGUUCAGUACCAUUACAACCUACAAUGCCCUGCAGGACUCCAAAAUAGAGGGACUGGAAACCAUGGCAACCAGAUUUCAGACCAUUGUGUUAACCAUGAAAAGAAAGGAAUACAGUUUUUUGGAUCAAAGAAGGACAGACUUUGAUCAAGACUAUGAAGCAUUUUGUAAACAAACUAGUGAACUACAUAACCAACUGAAAACAUUCAUGGACAACACCUUUGACAAAAUCCAAAAUACUGAGAGGGCCCUAAAUGUGCUCAAGAAAUUUGAAAGACUCAGAAUCCCUGACCUGGGCAUCAGUGAGAAGUACCAGAAGAUUCUGCUGAACUACGGUAGAGACAUCGAGAUGGUCUCUCGUAUGUACACCAAAGAGAAAGCGGACCCUCCCAUCGGCCGAGACCUUCCUCCGAUUGCUGGGAAGAUCCUGUGGGCUCGUCAGCUGUACCGCCGCAUCCAGGAACCAAUGGAUCUUUUCCAGCAGCAGCCAGGACUGCUCAGCACCCCGGACGCCAAACCCAUUAUUCGAAAUUACAAUCGGUUAGCCAAAGCGUUGCUGGAGUUUGAGGUGCUGUAUCAUCAGAGCUGGAUGUCACAGGUUGAUGUGGUUAAAGUGGGUCUCCAGGCCUCUCUGCUGGUCAAGAGUUCCCAUACCGGGCAGCUGUAUGUGAACUUUGACCCUCAGAUCUUGACCCAGAUCCGUGAGACAGACUGCAUGACUAGGAUGGGACUGGAGAUCCCACCCUUUGCGGUCAUCCUUCAGCAGAAAAAGGAUGUUUUCAAAAAGAACUACAAUAACCUUCAGUUGAUGGUGACCGAGAACUCCAAAGUGAGAUCUAAAAUCCAGCCGGUCUUUGAACAACUCCUCCUGCCACACGUGGCAAAAGUUGAUGAGGCCAUCCUGCCCGGUCUGACCACCCUUAACUGGACCUCUCUGAAUAUUGAGAAAUACCUCAAUCGAAUCUCUGAUGCACUUGAGGAGCUUGACCUUCUGCUGCACAGAGUAAAUGAUCUGGUAGAGUUCAGGAUUGAUGCAGUGCUGCAGGAAAUGAGCACAGCCAUCCUGUGUGUGUUACCUGAGGAUGAGCCACGCACCUGUGAGGAGUUUGUCCACACCACCAAGGACCUUUGCAUUAAGGGAGCCCAAAUGCUGCAUACCAAAAGCUCAUUGGUAGAGGAAGCAGCCAAUGAGCUGAUAAACAUGUUACUGGAGUUUGAGCAGAAGGAUGAGGAGGAGAGAAAUCGUGAGGAGAGCAGGACAGAGAGCAAAAUGGAAAAGAUGGACAGUGACGAGGAGGAAAUUAAAUCUGAGGGCCGUCUUCUGUCUCGCAGCACCACGGCCCCGAGCAUCGGUCCCUCAUCUCCACUGAUGAGAAAGAGAAAGAAGAGAUACCUGAUGGAGGUGAUGGAGGGAGAGGCGCAGGAACUGCUCUCUCAUUUUAACCAUCGAAAUGUGGAUGCAUUACUGCGCCUCACACGUAACACGUUGGAAACUCUUCGAAAGCGCCUUCACACCUCAACACUGACGCACUUCCUGGAGACAGACUCGACCAGUCGGCAGAAGGGAAGUGGGCCGCAACCCAUCUUUAGGGCAGGGGUGUGUCUGGCUAUUCCCAACAUCAUCAUGGUUCCAGGUCUGGAUGAGGUUCAGCAGGCUUUGAACAGAGCUGUGGACUUUGUGGUCAGCGUCAGUAAAGGAGUCGGCCAGUGGAGCAAGGAGAGAAUUUCCAAGAAGAAAAUGAGUGAGCGACGCAUGGCCGCUCUGAAACAAAACAGCCAGGAGAGCGAAUCAGAAGAUGGUGAAUCGACCCAUCGCAGCUUCGCUGAAGGCAGUACCUCAGAUAUCUCAGCAUCUGCACACCAGGUCAUACCCAUCCAGGUGAAGAAUUACUACAAGAGCAUCUCGGAGAACAAAGAGAUAAUCAAACUGGUGUCUGUACUCAGUACAUCCAUCAACUCUACCAAGAAGGAAGUAAUGAAGUCGCUGGAUCGCUUCAGUAUUUAUCACCACAUCUGGAAGAAAGAUCGAGAGGAGACCAUUCUGAAGUUUACCCAGGGAAAUCCUCUGCUCUCUGAGUUUGAGUCUCAGAUCCUGUACUACAGAGAUCUGGAGCGAGAAAUCAAUGCAGAACCUGAGUUUAUCUCAGUGGGAGCUCUGGCUUUAUAUACAGCCGAUCUGAAGAUGGCCCUUACUGCUGAGACCAAAAGUUGGAUAGUGGAUUUUGGUCACCAUUGUAACAGGAAGUAUCGCACUGAGAUGGAGCAGAUCUUCAAUUUUGUGGAUGAGGCAAGCAAGAAACUCAACAGGCAGAUUAAUGACCUGGAUGAUAUCCGCAUCACCAUGGCGACUCUCAAAGAAAUCAGAGAGCAACAGAUCUCCAUAGAGUUUCAAGUUGGUCCAACUGAGGAAUCGUACAGUAUGCUCCAUAAAUAUGGGCUGUCGGUGGCCAAAGAGGAAGCUGAAAAAGUGGACAACCUUCGGUACACCUGGGAGAAACUGCUGGCCCGUAGCACAGAGGUGCAGAAUGAGCUUGUAGCCCUGCAGCCAAACUUCAGAGGGGAACUCAUCAAAAAUGUUCAGACCUUUGUAGAGGACUGCCAGCACUUUUACCAGGACUAUGAAAGGGAUGGUCCCAUGGUGGUGGGAUUAGCUCCUCAGGAUGCCAGCGACAGGCUUAUUAUGUUCCAGAAUCGCUUUGACAACCUUUUCCGCAAAUACGUCACGUACACCGGAGGGGAGGAGCUCUUUGGCCUGCCCGUUACCCAGCAUCCUCAGCUGCUGGAGAUCAGAAAGCAGUUGACACUCCUCCAAAAACUCUACGGCCUCUACAACAACGUCAUCGACACGGUCAACGGCUACUAUGACAUCUCAUGGGCCGACAUCCACAUCGAGAGAAUCAACAACGAACUCCUCGAUUUUCAGGCGAGGUGUCGAAAGCUGCCCCGGGGCCUUAAAGAGUGGCAGGCGUUUAUGGACCUGAAGAAAACUAUUGAUGAAAUUAGUGAGUGCUGCCCCCUGCUUGAGCUGAUGACAAACAAAGCCAUGAUGACCCGCCACUGGAAGAGGAUCACUGAGGUCACGGGUCACACCUUUGAGGUUGAAACAGAUAACUUCAAGCUCCGCAAUAUCAUGGAAGCACCGCUUCUGAAGUACAAAGAAGAAAUUGAGGACAUCUGCAUCAGUGCUGUGAAGGAGCGAGACAUUGAGCAGAAACUCAAGCAGGUGAUUGCUGAGUGGGACAACAAGACCUUUACCUUCACCCAGUUUAAAACCAGAGGGGAGCUUCUUUUGAGGGGUGACAGCACAUCGGAGAUCAUUGCUAGCAUGGAGGACAGCCUGAUGAUGCUGGGUUCCCUCAUGAGCAACAGGUACAAUACCCCAUUCAAAGCCCAGAUCCAGAAAUGGGUUCAAAAUCUCUCCAACACCUCAGACAUCAUUGAGAACUGGAUGACUGUGCAAAACCUCUGGAUUUAUCUUGAGGCUGUGUUUGUGGGAGGAGACAUAGCCAAACAACUGCCGAAGGAGGCAAAGCGCUUCUCGACCAUUGAUAAGUCCUGGGUGAAAAUCAUGACCCGAGCUCAUGAGAUGCCCAAUGUUGUCCAGUCGUGUGUGGGGGAUGAGAUUAUGGGUCAGCUACUGCCUCACCUGCUAGAACAGCUCGAGAUGUGCCAGAAAUCUCUCACGGGGUACCUGGAAAAAAAGCGCUUGUUGUUUCCACGUUUCUUCUUCGUGUCAGAUCCGGCUUUGCUGGAGAUUUUGGGCCAAGCUUCUGAUUCGCACACCAUCCAAGCUCACCUCCUCAAUGUCUUUGACAACAUCAAAUCUGUCCGCUUCCACGAUAAGAUGUAUGAUAAGAUUCUAGCGAUAUCCUCACGGGAGGGUGAGACAGUGCAGCUGGACAGACCCGUCGUAGCAGAGGGUAACGUGGAGGUCUGGCUUAAUGCGCUCCUCAAAGAAUCCCAGAGGUCUUUGCACCUUGUCAUCCGUCAGGCUGCUCUUGCCAUUCAGGACCCCGCCUUUGAAUUGAUCGAAUUCUUGGACUCCUUCCCUGCACAGGUUGGUUUACUAGGAAUUCAGAUGAUCUGGACCAGGGACUCUGAAGAUGCUUUGACCCACGCUAGACAGGACCGUAAAAUCAUGGCUAAAACCAAUCAGUAUUUCCUUGAGCUCCUCAAUACUUUGAUUGACAUGACCACAAAGGACCUAGGAACUGUUGAACGGACAAAAUAUGAAACACUGAUCACCAUUCAUGUUCAUCAGAGGGACAUCUUUGAUGAUUUGUGUCGUUUGCACAUCAAAAGCCCCACAGACUUCGAAUGGCUGAAGCAGUGCCGCUUUUACUUCAAUGAAGACUCGGAUAAGAUGAUGAUCAACAUCACUGAUGUGGGUUUUGUCUAUCAGAAUGAGUUUCUGGGCUGCACCGACAGGCUGGUCAUCACUCCUCUCACUGACAGAUGCUACAUUACCUUAGCUCAGGCAUUGGGUAUGAGCAUGGGCGGUGCUCCAGCCGGACCCGCGGGAACAGGAAAAACAGAGACCAUUAAAGACAUGGGACGCUGUUUGGGCAAAUACGUGGUGGUAUUUAACUGCUCUGACCAGAUGGACUUCAGAGGCUUGGGCAGAAUAUUCAAAGGACUUGCACAGUCCGGCUCCUGGGGAUGUUUUGAUGAGUUCAACCGUAUAGAGCUGCCCGUCCUCUCGGUCGCUGCCCAACAAAUCGCAGUUGUGCUCACCUGCAAGAAGGAACGACGGAAGAACUUCAUAUUCACUGAUGGAGAUAAUGUGGAGAUGAACCCAGAGUUCGGCAUCUUCCUCACCAUGAACCCUGGAUACGCAGGCAGACAGGAACUUCCAGAGAAUCUGAAAAUUAACUUCCGCACGGUGGCUAUGAUGGUUCCUGACCGCCAGAUCAUUAUCAGAGUAAAACUGGCAAGCUGUGGUUUCAUUGACAAUAUCGAACUAGCCAGGAAAUUCUUUACUUUAUACAAACUAUGUGAGGAGCAGCUCUCUAAACAGGUUCACUACGACUUUGGCCUUCGUAAUAUCCUCUCCGUCCUGCGUACACUUGGUGCUGCUAAACGGGCCAAUCCGAAUGACACAGAGUCCACCAUAGUCAUGAGGGUCCUGCGGGACAUGAACCUGUCCAAACUGAUCGACGAGGAUGAGCCAUUGUUCCUGAGUUUGAUUGAGGAUCUUUUCCCUGGAAUUCAGUUGGAUAAAGCCGGAUACCCUGAUCUGGAAGCAGCCAUAGACAAACAGGUGACUGAGGCUGGUCUGGUAAAUCACCCACCCUGGAGGUUAAAGAUUAUUCAGCUAUAUGAGACUCAGAGAGUUCGACAUGGGAUGAUGGCAUUAGGACCCAGUGGAGCUGGAAAGACAACCUGUAUCCAUACACUAAUGAAGGCCAUGACCGACUGUGGUCAGCCUCAUAGAGAAAUGCGUAUGAACCCUAAAGCAAUCACCGCACCUCAAAUGUUUGGUCGACUCGAUGUGGCAACCAAUGACUGGACUGAUGGGAUCUUUUCUACACUGUGGAGAAAAACUCUUAGAGCCAAGAAAGGGGAACAUAUAUGGAUUGUUCUUGAUGGCCCAGUUGAUGCCAUAUGGAUUGAGAAUCUUAACUCUGUUCUGGAUGAUAACCGCACGCUGACAUUGGCAAAUGGUGACCGUAUCCCCAUGGCACCCACCUGCAAGAUCGUGUUUGAGCCGCACAAUAUCGAUAACGCCUCCCCGGCCACGGUGUCCCGUAACGGGAUGGUGUUUAUGAGCUCCUCUGUCCUGAACUGGAGUCCUAUUUUGGAGGGUUGGCUGAAGAAUCGCUCCGUUCAGGAAGGGCUCGUCCUGAGGGACCUCUUCUCGUCCUCUUUCCCUGAGCUCUAUCGCUUUAGCGUUCAGUCUCUGCAGUUUAAAAUGGAGAUGCUUGAGGCCUUCAUCAUCAUGCAGUGCAUAAAUAUGCUCCAGGGACUCAUUCAGCCUAAGGAGCAGGGAGGGGAGCUGUCCCGUGAGCACAUGGAGCGCCUGUAUGUCUUCGCUCUGAUGUGGAGUGUCGGAGCCCUUUUGGAGCUAGAUGACCGAAUGAAGUUGGAGAACUGGCUCCGUCGCCAUGACAACAUCCGCCUGGACCUUCCCGACAUCCCGCCUAACAGCGAGGACACUAUGUUCGACUUUUACGUGACUAAUGAUGGUCAGUGGGUUCACUGGAAUAGCAGAGUGGAAGAGUACAUAUACCCGCCGGAUUCCACACCGGAUUACAGCUCCAUAUUGGUGCCCAAUGUAGACAACGUUCGCACCGACUUCCUCAUACAGACUGUUGCCAAGCAGGGCAAGGCUGUGCUUUUGAUAGGAGAACAGGGAACUGCCAAAACUGUCAUCAUUAAAAGCUACAUGUCAAAAUAUGACCCAGAAUCCCACACUGCCAAGAGCCUGAAUUUCUCCUCGGCCACCACACCUCUCAUGUUUCAGCGCUCCGUGGAGAGUUAUGUAGAUAAGCGAAUGGGAAGCACUUACGGCCCUCCGGCAGGAAAGAAAAUGUCCAUCUUUAUCGAUGACAUCAACAUGCCUGUGAUCAAUGAGUGGGGCGACCAGGUUACCAAUGAGAUAGUUCGGCAGCUGAUGGAGCAGAAUGGCUUCUUUAACCUGGAGAAACCUGGAGAGUUCACCAGCAUUGUGGAUAUUCAGUUUAUGGCCGCUAUGAUUCAUCCUGGAGGGGGACGGAAUGACAUCCCCCAAAGAUUGAAGAGACAGUUUUCCAUUUUUAACUGUAGUCUUCCCUCCAAUGCCUCCAUAGACAAGAUCUUUGGCGUGAUCGGCACGGGUCAUUACUGUUCCAGCCGGGGGUUUUCGGAGGAAGUGCGCAAUAUGGUGGUCAGGCUGGUUCCACUGACCCGAAAACUAUGGCAAAUGACGAAGGUUAAAAUGCUGCCCACUCCUGCAAACUUCCAUUACAUAUUUAACCUGCGCGACCUCUCGCGCAUUUGGCAGGGGAUGCUGACUGUGACCGCAGAAGUCAUCGGCUCACCUGAUGUCUUACUGCGAUUGUGGAAGCACGAGUGCAAACGUGUGAUCGCCGACCGCUUCACUGCCCCAGAGGACGUGGUCUGGUUUGACUCCACGCUGGCCAAGCUGGUGGGGAAUGAGCUUGGGGAAAAGGAACACAUGGUGGUAGAUCUGGGGGUAGAUAGCUACUUUGUGGACUUUCUCAGAGAUGCACCUGAGGCCACAGGUGAGGAACCAGAGGAAACAGAUUUCGAAAUGCCGAAAGUGUACGAGCCCAUUAAAUCUUUUGACAGCCUGCAGCAGAGACUGAACCUGUUUUUGAGCCAGUACAAUGAGAACAUCAGGGGCGCAGGCAUGGACAUGGUCUUCUUUAGGGAUGCCAUGAUUCACCUGGUUAAGAUUUCUCGGAUCAUCCGGACCCCUCGGGGGAAUGCCCUCCUGGUUGGUGUGGGAGGGUCUGGAAAACAGAGUUUGACAAGACUUGCGUCUUUCAUUGCUGGCUACCAGACUUUCCAGAUUACACUCACUCGUUCCUACAACACCUCCAACCUGAUGGAUGACCUGAAGGGUUUGUACAGGAUCGCUGGACAGCAGGGCAAAGGCAUCAGCUUCAUCUUCACUGACAAUGAGAUCAGGGACGAGUCCUUCCUGGAGUACAUGAACAACGUCCUUUCAUCUGGAGAGGUGUCCAAUCUGUUUGCUCGUGAUGAGAUCGACGAGAUUAUGAGCGACCUCAUUCCAGUCAUGAAGCGAGAGUUUCCACGACGACCACCCACGAAUGAAAACCUGCAUGAGUAUUUUAUGAGCAGAGUGAGGCAGAACCUUCACGUGGUUCUGUGUUUCUCUCCAGUGGGGGAAAAGUUCCGUAAUCGGGCUUUGAAGUUUCCUGCUCUCAUUUCGGGAUGCACCAUGGACUGGUUUAGCCGCUGGCCCAAAGAUGCUUUGAUCGCAGUGUCAGAGCACUUCUUGUCCACGUAUGACAUAGACUGCACGGCCGAGGUCAAGGCCGAGGUGGUUCAGUGCAUGGGCUCAUUUCAGGAUGGGGUGGCGGAAAAGUGCGUUGAUUAUUUCCAAAGGUAUCGCCGUUCCACGCAUGUUACACCCAAAUCCUACCUGUCCUUCAUCCAUGACUACAAGACCAUCUACAAAGAGAAGCACUCAGAGGUUCAGACGCUCGCAGACAGGAUGAACACUGGGCUUCAGAAACUGAAGGAAGCUUCGGAGUCUGUUGCUGCCCUUAGCAAAGAGCUGGAGGUCAAGGAGAAAGAGCUGCAGAUCGCCAACCAGAAGGCUGAUAUGGUGUUGAAGGAGGUGACUGUAAAGGCUCAGGCGGCUGAAACGGUCAAAGUUGAAGUUCAGAAGGUCAAAGAUAAAGCCCAGGCCAUUGUUGACAGUAUCUCUGCAGACAAGGCCAUCGCUAAAGAGAAACUUGAGGCCGCUAAACCAGCUCUGGAAGAGGCAGAGGCAGCACUGAAGACAAUAAAGCCAGCAGACAUUGCCACAGUGAGAACACUGGGCCGACCCCCUCACCUCAUUAUGCGCAUUAUGGACUGUGUGUUGCUGCUCUUCCAGAGAAAAGUAAACACGGUAAAGAUCGACCCUGAGAAAAACUGCAUCAUGCCGUCCUGGCAGGAGUCACUUAAACUUAUGACAGCUGGAAACUUCCUGGGCAGUUUACAGCAAUUCCCCAAAGACACCAUCAAUGAGGAGGUAGUGGAGCUCCUGUGUCCAUACUUUGACAUGGCUGACUAUAACAUCGAAACAGCCAAGAGGGUGUGUGGAAAUGUUGCAGGGCUCUGCUCCUGGACCAAAGCAAUGGCUGCCUUCUUUUCUAUCAAUAAAGAAGUGCUUCCUUUGAAGGCUAAUCUGGCCGUGCAGGAGAACAAACUGGCCAUAGCCAAUGCUGACCUCCAGAAAGCCCAAGCUGAACUAGAUGCUAAACAAGCAGAACUGGAUGUAGUUCGGGCUGAGUAUGAGAAGGCCAUGAUGGAGAAACAGACACUACUAGAGGAUGCAGAGCGCUGUCGGCACAAGAUGCAGACCGCCUCCAGUCUGAUCAGUGGAUUGGCAGGAGAGAAGGAGCGCUGGACCGAACUCAGCAAAGAGUUUGCCGCUCAGACCAAACGUCUAGUUGGUGAUGUGCUGCUGGCCACUGCCUUCCUGUCCUACUCGGGGCCCUUUAACCAGGAAUUUCGCAACCUCCUUCUCACUGAUUGGCAGAGAGAGAUGAAGUCCCGAAAUAUUCCUUUCAGGACUAAUCUGAACCUCACCGAGAUGUUGAUUGAUGCCCCUACAGUAAGUGAAUGGAACCUACAGGGGCUGCCCAAUGACGACCUGUCCAUCCAGAACGGGAUUAUCGUCACUAAAGCAGCCAGAUAUCCCCUGCUGGUUGAUCCACAGACCCAAGGAAAGAUCUGGAUCAAGAACAGAGAGUCGAAAAAUGAGCUUCAGAUCACCUCACUGAACCACAAAUACUUCAGGAACCAUCUAGAGGACAGUUUAUCUCUAGGACGCCCACUCCUGAUUGAGGAUGUUGGGGAGGAAUUGGAUCCUGCCUUGGACAAUGUCCUGGAGAAGAACUUCAUCAAGACUGGCAGCACAUUUAAGGUGAAAGUGGGUGAUAAGGAGGUGGACGUAAUGAAGGGUUUUCGGCUCUAUGUGACCACCAAGCUGCCCAACCCAGCAUACACUCCCGAGAUCAGCGCUCGAACAUCCAUUAUCGACUUCACCGUCACCAUGAAGGGCCUGGAGGAUCAGCUGCUGGGGAGAGUUAUACUAACAGAAAAGCAGGAACUGGAGAAGGAACGCACAGACCUGCUUGAGGAUGUGGCGGCCAAUGAACGGAAGAUGAAGGAGCUGGAAGAUAAUCUGCUCUUCAGGCUCACCAGCACACAGGGAUCCCUGGUGGAUGAUGAGAGCCUCAUCAUAGUGCUGGGAAACACCAAACGCACCGCGGAGGAGGUCGCUCAGAAACUCCAGAUCGCCGCAGAAACUGAGAUCCAGAUCAAUGCGGCCCGUGAGGAAUACAGGCCUGUUGCGACAAGAGGCAGCAUCUUGUACUUCCUGAUAACAGAGAUGAGCAUGGUGAAUGUGAUGUAUCAGACCUCACUCCGCCAGUUCCUGGGCUUGUUCGACCUGUCCUUGGCCAAGUCCACAAAGAGUCCAAUUACAAGCAAGCGGAUCGCCAACAUCAUCGAGCACAUGACCUUCGAGGUGCACAAGUACGCAGCCAGAGGGCUGUACGAGGAACACAAGUUCCUAUUCACCCUGCUGCUCACGCUCAAGAUCGACAUGCAGAGCAACAGAGUCAAACAUGAGGAGUUCCUGACCCUCAUUAAAGGUGGAGCCUCUCUGGACCUGAAGGCCUGCCCACCCAAACCUGCAAAGUGGAUCCUGGAUAUAACCUGGCUCAAUCUGGUCGAACUGAGAAAGCUGUGGCAGUUCUCUGAUAUUCUGGAUCAGAUUGGCCGUCAUGAGAAACAGUGGAAGAUCUGGUUUGAUCGAGAGGCACCAGAAGAAGAGCCAAUACCGAACGCAUAUGAUCAGGCUCUGGACUGCUUCAGACGGCUGCUCCUCAUUCGAUCUUGGUGUCCAGACAGAACCAUCGCUCAGGCACGAAAGUACAUUACGAACUCAAUGGGGGAGAGGUAUGCAGAGGGAGUCAUACUGGACCUAGAGAAGACCUGGGAGGAGUCAGACCCCCGUACCCCUCUCAUCUGCUUCCUGUCCAUGGGUUCUGACCCAACGGACUCCAUUAUCGCUCUGGGCAAGCGGCAAAGAAUAGAGACCCGUUACGUGUCAAUGGGACAGGGGCAAGAAGUUCAUGCACGAAAGCUUCUGCAACAAUCUAUGGCUUAUGGUGGCUGGGCUUUACUUCAGAACUGUCAUUUGGGUCUUGAUUUCAUGGAUGAGCUCAUGGACACCAUCACAGAGACAGACAGCGUUCACGGCACCUUCAGACUGUGGAUGACCACUGAGGUCCACAGACAAUUUCCUAUAACGCUCCUGCAGAUGUCAAUCAAAUUCACCAAUGAGCCUCCACAGGGACUGAAAGCCGGACUUAAGAGGACUUAUGGAGGUAUCAGUCAGGACCUUUUAGAUGUGAGUAACAUUGUCCAGUGGAAGCCAAUGUUGUAUGGCGUUGCGUUCCUUCAUUCUACUGUUCAAGAGAGAAGAAAGUAUGGACCUUUGGGCUGGAACAUCCCAUAUGAGUUUAACCAGGCAGAUUUUAAUGCAACCAUACAGUUUGUCCAGAAUCACCUGGAUGAUAUGGAUAUCAAGAAGGGUGUGUCUUGGAACACAGUGCGCUACAUGAUCGGUGAGAUCCAGUAUGGAGGUCGAGUGACCGAUGACUAUGACAAACGCCUCUUGAACACGUUUGCGAAGGUGUGGUUCCACGAGAACAUGUUUAGCCCUGAUUUCCACUUCUACAAGGGCUACAGCAUUCCCAGAUGCACUAAUGUGGAUCAGUACCUUCACUACAUUCAGGGUCUCCCCACAUACGACACACCCGAAGUGUUCGGCCUCCACCCCAACGCGGACAUCACAUACCAGAGCAAACUCGCUAAAGAUGUGCUGGACACCAUCCUGAGCAUCCAACCGAAAGACAGCUCCAGCGGAGGCGGAGAGACCAGAGAGGCCAUCGUAGGUCGACUAGCCAAUGAUAUGCUGGAGAAGCUGCCUCCAGAUUUUGUACCAUUCGAGGUCAGAGAGAGGCUGAUGAACAUGGGCGCCCUUCAGCCAAUGAACAUCUUCCUGCGGCAAGAGAUUGAUCGCAUGCAGAGAGUGAUCGAGCUGGUCAGAAACACACUGAGCGACCUGAAGCUGGCCAUCGAUGGAACCAUCAUCAUGAACGAGAACCUGCGGGACGCACUGGACUGCAUGUACGACGCCCGGAUCCCUGCCCGCUGGCAAAAGGACUCAUGGGCGUCCACCACGCUGGGGUUCUGGUUCACAGAACUGCUGGAGAGGAACCGCCAGUUCCACUCUUGGAUCUUUGAGGGACGACCCAACUGCUUCUGGAUGACAGGUUUCUUCAAUCCACAGGGCUUUCUGACAGCUAUGAGACAGGAGAUCACUCGUGCCAAUAAGGGAUGGGCACUGGAUCGUAUGGUUCUGUGUAAUGAAGUCACUAAAUGGAUGAAGGACGACAUCACCCACCCCCCUGCAGAGGGGGUGUACGUGUACGGACUGUACCUGGAGGGCGCCGGCUGGGACCGAAGGAACUGCAAACUUAUGGAUUCCAAACCCAAAGUUUUGUUUGAGAUGAUGCCGGUGAUCAGGAUGUAUGCGGAGAACAAUGGCGUCAAAGACACUCGCUUGUACUCGUGUCCGAUAUAUAAGAAACCUGUUCGAACAGACCUGAACUACAUCGCAGCUGUCGACCUGAGGACGAAUUCUUCUCCAGACUACUGGAUCCUGAGAGGAGUCGCUCUUUUGUGUGACGUCAAAUAAUCUUGAUUAAUAAAGCUAUUUUUGUCUUGAUUUAAUUAAGCUAUACUUGUUUAUUUUCUUUAUAUGUGUUUUUUUUAAACUAUUAUUGUACAUCA